This is a messenger RNA of Hibiscus syriacus, 1252 nucleotides long. RefSeq names its product transcription factor bHLH96-like. Gene Ontology annotation, biological process: regulation of transcription by RNA polymerase II. The coding region runs from base 212 to 1207 and encodes 331 amino acids. Gene Ontology annotation, molecular function: DNA-binding transcription factor activity, RNA polymerase II-specific; protein dimerization activity; RNA polymerase II cis-regulatory region sequence-specific DNA binding. The transcript is spliced from 2 exons. NCBI's taxonomy places the organism in Eukaryota, Viridiplantae, Streptophyta, Magnoliopsida, Malvales, Malvaceae. The record is from RefSeq and is a predicted model, not a curated record.
CCUGAAAAGCAUUGGUGUCUGUCUUUCUUGAAGUGCCAUAAGAGAAUCUUUCUCUGGUCCAGCGACUGGUCUUCAAUGUAACCUCACGUGCAGCAUGCUGUAGUUUUUUGUUCUCUUUUGCUUUUAUUUUAUUCAUUUCUUCUUAUGAUUUCACCUCUUUCUUUCAUGGCGGAUUACAUGAUAAAAGGGAGACUUUGUUUGAGCCUUUUGAAUGCCUACCCUCUUUCAUCUUCCAUUUCAGAUUCCCUUUUAUUCUGUCUUUUCAAUCAUGGCGUUAGAGGCUGUAGUUUACCCCCAAGACCCGUUUACUAGUUACAUUUCCGACGAUUUCUCCACCGUGGGUGGCGGGUCCUACGGCGGUGGGAGCUACGACUUCUGUUUAAAGAAUGAAGAUAAAGCUUUUCUGGGAAAUUUUGACAACAGUGCAAAUUGGGACUCUUCCUCCACUAAAUCAAUCAUGCAACAUGCAAAGGAUCAAUGGGAUCCUUAUUCUUCUCCCGAAACUUGCACCGUUGAUCUAUCUCUCCCUGCAGCUGGAAUAAUAUUCCCUCCGGUAUCAGCAACAGCGACGACGACGAUUAAUCGACGGAAACGCCAACGAACAGGGAGCAGCAAGAACAAAGAAGAGCUAGAGAAUCAGAGAAUGACUCAUAUUACAGUUGAACGUAAUCGCCGGAAACAAAUGAAUGAGUACCUGUCUGUGCUCAAAUCCUUGAUGCCAUCUUCUUAUGUUCAAAGGGGCGAUCAAGCAUCGAUAAUCGGCGGAGCCAUCGAUUUCGUUAAGGAAUUAGAGCAGCAGUUGCAUUCCAUGGAAGCUGAAAAGAGGACGACAACUCAACAACAACCAGAACACAAUGGCUGUCAUUCUUUGCCGUUUGCCGACUUCUUCUCCUUCCCACAAUUCUCGGCCACCGAAGCCGCAGCCACGGUGGAAAGCAUGGCGGAGAUAGAAGUGACAAUGGCGGAGACACAUGCAAAUGUGAAGAUACUGUCGAAGAAACGACCCAGACAGCUUCUGAAACUGGUUGCUGGAUUACAAGGCCUACGGCUCGCCGUUCUCCACCUCAACGUGACGACGAUGAACGAAAUGUGUUUGUAUUCGAUUAGUGUGAAGGUGGAGGAAGGUUGCCAUUUGAACACUGUGGAUGAAAUUGCUGCAGCUGUUAAUCAAAUGCUACGAAGAAUCCAAGAAGAAGCUGCUUUUUAGCUAAAUUGGGAUGGAUUAAUUUUAUGGCUCCUUUGCCAUCAAACU